AUGGCCAGGCAAUGGGUCCUAACCGGCCAAGACGGCUUCGAGACCUCGCUCCAGUACCAAACGGGCCUCAGCAUCCCGUCCAAGACCGACCUAGCGCCCAACGAAGUCCUCGUCAAGAUGCACGCCGCCAGUCUGAACUACCGCGAGCUGGUGAUCGCCGGCCCGAUGGGCAUCAACGGACCGAUAACCCCACCGAUCGUCCCAGGCUGCGAUGGCGCCGGCACAGUCGAGGCCAUCGGAUCCUCCGUCCGCGACUUCCAACCUGGCGACCGAGUCCUAACGCACCCUGCCCCCCGAGCCGUCGAAGCGCGCGGCGACGACGCACACGCUAGCAUGACCGAAGCCGUCAACGCCCUGGGUCAAGGCGACGACGGCACAUUGCGAUCCUGGGCUGUAUUCCGCGAAUCUGGGCUCGUGCACGCGCCCAAGACGCUGGACUGGCUAUCGGCAGCGACUUUGCCAUGCACCUGGCUCACGGCGUGGAACGCCCUCUUCGGCCUGGACGGUAAGAAAGCGGGCCCGGGGUCUUGGGUCUUUGUUCAAGGCACAGGAGGUGUGAGCGUCGCAGCGCUCCAGCUCGCUGUUGCCGUUGGCGCCACCGUCGUCGCGACUACAUCAACAGAUGAGAAGGCGACUCGUCUCACGGCGCUAGGCGCGAAGCAUGUAGUCAAUUACCGGACGAACGCAAAGAGUUGGGGCGAGGAGGCCCGGGCCUUCACGCCGGACGGAAGGGGGUUCGACAUCGUGAUUGACAUCGGCGGGAACGAGACCCUGCCUCAUUCUCUGGCUGCGAUCCGCGUGGAUGGGGUUAUCCUUGUGGUUGGACAUGUUGGGGGCACUGCGGAGGUUGUGCCGCUGUUCGCUGCCAUGAUGCACUCUUGUAUUGUGCGUGGGAUCCUGGCCGGCACCCGGAACCAGUUUCGGGAGUUGGUAAGGUUUGUGGAUGAGAGGGGGGUUGUGCCUGUGGUUGACGAUGUGGUUUUUGAGCUGGAGGAGGCGAAGGAUGCGUAUCGAUGGUUGAAGGAGAAGAGGCAUUUUGCUAAGGUUGUGAUGAGGAUUGAGCAUGAGGUCUAA
Aspergillus mulundensis is the source of this 1074-nucleotide messenger RNA. RefSeq names its product zinc-dependent alcohol dehydrogenase family protein. The record is from RefSeq and is a predicted model, not a curated record. NCBI's taxonomy places the organism in Eukaryota, Fungi, Ascomycota, Eurotiomycetes, Eurotiales, Aspergillaceae. Bases 1 to 1074 code for a protein of 357 amino acids. The transcript has 2 exons. Gene Ontology annotation, molecular function: oxidoreductase activity.